Esox lucius (northern pike) is the source of this 6919-nucleotide messenger RNA. RefSeq names its product formin-like 3 (gene fmnl3). Bases 418 to 3606 code for a protein of 1062 amino acids. Gene Ontology annotation, molecular function: actin filament binding; small GTPase binding. The record is from RefSeq and is a predicted model, not a curated record. Gene Ontology annotation, cellular component: cytosol. Gene Ontology annotation, biological process: cell migration; cortical actin cytoskeleton organization; regulation of cell shape. The transcript has 24 exons. NCBI's taxonomy places the organism in Eukaryota, Metazoa, Chordata, Actinopteri, Esociformes, Esocidae.
AGGCAUCGUAGCCAAGAAAGUUCAGCUCAGCAAAGUAGCUAUUUGGGUGGAUUUAUAUUGAAAGAAUAAUUAACAGGACGAGAUGGAGAUGGAUUGGCCGGGUAAAUCGGAAACCAUUCUUUGGAACAGAAAACAAUUGUAUCCUCAUUAUUACUUUUGAGAUUAAAUUCAGUCUAGAGUCAAAUACAAAUGAUUGUAAUCUAGAAAGGCGAAAUAAUCUUAUCUUUUUACCGAAAUAGUAUACACUUGUUUUGGCGUAAACGUGUUUAAACUGGAACUUUUGGAAAAGAAGAGACAUUUGGAAUAACGAACUGUUGCAUUUAGGAGGAACUGCGGGAAUUUUUUCACUUUUGGAAAAAGUUUCGAAGAGGGAACUUUAUUUUACCAAACGGAUAUAGUAACCUACUUAUCUUAACCAUGGGGAAUAUUGAGAGUGUGGAUGGACAGUCGGACAAUAUGAAGCAUCAUAUAAUGCCAUUGAAAGUGCCCAUGCCUGACCAGUCAGAAUUGGAGGAGAGAUUUGCUUUAGUUUUGAAUUCCAUGAACCUUCCGCCGGACAAAGCCAGACUCCUCAGACAGUAUGAUAAUGAGAAGAAAUGGGACCUCAUCUGUGACCAGGAACGGUUUCAGGUGAAGAACCCUCCACACACCUACAUCUCCAAGCUACGGAGCUAUCUGGACCCGGGGGUCACCCGCAAGAAGUUCCGAAGGCGGGUCCAGGAAUCCACUAAGGUUCUGAGGGAACUGGAGAUAUCGCUGAGGACCAAUCACAUAGGGUGGGUCCGGGAGUUCCUCAACAAUGAGAACCGAGGUCUGGACAUCCUGGUGGAGUACCUCUCCUUCGCUCAGUGCGCUGUCAUGUUGAAUUUUGAGUGUCUGGAGAAUGGGGAGGAGACUUCCCUGGACAGGGCUAAGUCCUGGAGUAGGUCUAUAGAGGAUCUACACCAGAGCACCACACAGCCAUUCUGCAACACGCUGGUCCGCUCAGCGCGCCAGUCUGUGCUCCGGUACGGCGUGGCGCCGAACAACAAAACCAUUAAGAACUCGCGGCUUGUGAGCCAAAAGGACGACGUGCAUGUUUGUAUCAUGUGCCUGCGGGCCAUUAUGAACUAUCAGUACGGCUUCAACCUGGUCAUGUCCCAUGAACACGCAGUCAAUGAGAUAGCCCUCAGUCUGAACAACAAGAACUCAAGAACGAAAGCCCUGGUCCUGGAACUGCUGGCUGCCGUGUGUUUGGUCAGAGGAGGUCAUGAGAUAAUCCUCUCUGCCUUCGACAACUUCAAAGAGGUGUGCAAGGAGAAGCACCGCUUUGAGAAGCUGAUGGAGUAUUUCCGCGUGGAGGACGGGAACAUUGACUUCAUGGUGGCCUGUAUGCAGUUCAUCAACAUAGUCGUCCACUCAGUUGAAGAUAUGAACUUCCGGGUUCACCUGCAGUACGAGUUCACCAAGCUGGGCCUCGAUGACUACCUGGAGAAAUCCAAGCACACGGAGAGUGACAAGUUGUCCGUGCAGAUCCAGGCCUACCUAGACAACGUGUUUGAUGUGGGCGGCCUGCUGGAGGACGCAGAGACCAAGAACGUUGCUCUGGAGAAGGUGGAGGAACUGGAGGAACAUCUGUCCCAUGUGACGGAGAAGCUUCUGGACGUGGAGAAUGAGACCAUCAUGAAAGUGGCUGACCUGGAGAAACAGCUCCUGCAGAAAGACAAGGAUCUACAAGUCAUAAGGGAGACCUAUGAGUCCACAAACACCCAGGUUAACACCCUGAGGAGAAUGAUCAAGGAGAAGGACGCUGCCUUCCAGAGACACUUCAACAUUGAGAAGCGCCUGCUGGAGCUCGAACAGCAAGGGACCAUCCGGCUCCGUACGAAGCCCGACGGGGACAUCGCCAUCGAGCCCCUAGGCGGGGGUGGUGGUGGCGGUAGUGGUGGAGGGGGUGGAGGUCCCAGGGCGUCUUUGGGCGACUUUGGGCAGAAUGGAGGGCACUCGGUUGGACCAGCUGGGCCUGGGGGACCAGGGACCAGUCUACCAUCAGCCAGUGAAGCCCCUCCCCCUCCGCCACCUCCCCCGCCUCCCCCUCCUCUGCCUUCAGCUUCAGGGGAGCAGAACACUCCAUGCCCACCACCGCCUCCUCCAAUGGCCCCGCCUCUACCAGGAGCUUCACCUAAUUUCAUCCUCAAUAUUGGCCUAUCGGCCAUCCGCAUAAAGAAACCCAUCAAGACCAAGUUCCGUCUGCCUAUUUUCAACUGGACCGCUCUGAAACCCAACCAGAUCAAUGGCACAGUUUUCAGUGAGAUCGAUGACGAGCGAGUGCUAGAGGAGCUAGAUGUGGAAAGGUUCGAGGAGCUGUUUAAAACCAAGGCCCAGGGUCCGGUGGUGGACCUGAGUGGUCCCAAGACUAAGGUGUCUCAGAAGGCUGCCAACAAGGUGUCACUGUUGGAUGCCAACCGCUCCAAGAACUUGGCCAUCACCCUGAGAAAAGCCAACAAGAGCACUGAGGAGAUAUGCAAAGCCAUACAGACCUUUGAUCUGAAGGCCCUGCCGGUGGACUUCGUCGAGUGCCUGAUGCGUUUCCUUCCCACGGAGGCGGAGGUGAAGCUGAUGCGUCAGUACGAACGGGAGCGGCGGCCGCUGGACGUGCUGACGGACGAGGACCGUUUCAUGCUCUUCUUCUCCAAGAUCGAACGGCUCACCCAGAGGAUGAACAUCAUCACGUUUGUGGGGAACUUCUCGGAAAACAUCAACAUGCUAACCCCACAGCUCAACGCCAUCAUUGCAUCGUCAGCGUCCGUUAAGUCGUCGCCCAAGUUAAAACGGAUGCUGGAGAUCAUCUUAGCCCUGGGGAACUACAUGAACAGCGGCAAGAGAGGCUCUGUGUAUGGCUUUAAACUACAAAGUCUUGAUCUGCUGCUGGACACUAAGUCUACAGACAGGAAGAUGACCCUGCUCCACUACAUAGCUGUGGUUGUCAAGGAGAAGUACCCUGAGUUGGCUAACUUCUACAACGAACUGCACUUUGUGGACAAAGCAGCUGCAGUGUCUCUAGAGAAUGUGCUGCUGGAUGUUCGGGAGCUGGGUAAAGGAAUGGAUCUGAUCCGUAGAGAGUGUAGUCUUCAUGACCACUCUGUCCUCAAGGGUUUCCUACAGACCAGCGAAACUCAGCUGGACAAAUUACAGAAGGAUGCCAAAACUGCUGAGGAGGCUUUCAACAAUGUGGUGAACUACUUCGGGGAGAGUUCCAAGACGACUCCCCCCUCAGUGUUCUUCCCUGUGUUUGUGCGAUUCAUCCGGGCUUACAAGGAUGCAGUGGAGGACAAUGAGCAGAGGAAAAAGCAGGAGGAAGCCAUGAGAGAAAAGUUACUGGCUCAAGAAGCUAAGCAACACGACCCCAAGGUCCAGGCAGUGAAGAAGAGGCAGCAGCAGCAUGAGCUGAUUGCGGAGCUGCGGAAACGCCAGGCUAAGGACCACCGGCCGGUGUACGAGGGCAAGGACGGCACCAUCGAAGACAUCAUCACAGUGCUGAAGAGCGUCCCCUUCACAGCCCGUACUGCCAAACGGGGCUCACGGUUCUUCUGUGAGGCGCAGCUCUUUGACGACUCCAACUGCUAGCCCCCGACAGUACAUCCCCCCCCUAAUGCCAAGGUUGUCCAGAACAGAUCUCCGCAAUCAGCCUUUCCUACGGCAUGACACGCUGAUCCGGAGCGGCUGGAAGAGACCCUAAACAAACCACGCGUUACCCCCUCGCUUAUCCGCCCUUCCCUAUAUAACCCCCCCACCCCUCAUGUUGCGAUGGUCUCACCCUAAGUCUGAGGCGGCAUCUCCCUGCCAAUCAUGAACUGAAAGGGGGGACCGGACCGAACCAAUGCCCCGAACCAAUGGUUUUACGGGGGGUAUUUAUUUAUUUAUGGAGAUCCUUUAUGGACAUCAUCUCUCAACCUGCAAGUAUAACUGUAAGAGCACAGACAUUAGGUGGGUCAGCCUGCUACCUUCUUCUCCCACCGCAAGCACACACAAACGCAGACGGACAAAGACGCACACACGAGGACUACAGAGAAUGCCUGUGUAUUGGCAGUAUCAAUAGACCUGGGUUUGGCUCGCCCCAACUCGAGCAGGAAGGAAGGAAAGACAUUGCAACUGCGUAAUGUGGCCGUCGAACCACAGGAGUCUCCAGCCAAGUGCCAUCCAGCGUGGACCUUAUUUCCACUUAUGUGGAUUUCCUCAGAUUGUGCAAUCAAGGCAAGAUUGAGACUGGGAAACAGUUCGGAUGACAUGACAGCAUAUGCUAACUAUAUCGCUGCAAUUUCCACUUCAAAUGUGGUGUCAAUAUUGACGCCAAACAGAAGAAAUCUAAAUUAAAAGGGAGGGACUACCUGGACUUAACCAAUAAGAAGCUGUUGUUUUUGUUUUCCGUUCCAAUGGUUUUUUGUUGCAUGCCCUUCUGAAAAAGGCCCAGGGUUUUGCUUGGUCUCGGUCCAAAGAUGAAAGGACUGAACAUUAUUGAUACAGAGACUUUUGAUCUUUGGAGUUUCCUCAACGCAAGCUAACCAAACCAAACAUCUGCUACUCAUGUGUCUUAUUCUUUAUUUUGCCCAAGAAGUGCCUUUGUGUUUAGACAGUAUUUGUAUGUGACUCAGACAUAAUUUGUAACUAGAAAUGGAUUUUUGUUAAAGAUUGUAUUUUGUAUUGCUUUUGUAUAACAUUACUUUCAAAUACUGUAAAAAUGUAUAUGCAAUGGUUUAAAAUCUGAAUCCCAGCUUAAAUCACUAACCAUUAUCGACAGGUUGCUUCUCAGUGCUGAGAUAUAUAAUGGCUAACGUUCAAGAGUCUUCCAUACAUUUUUAAGAGCAGGCAUAAUCCAUCUUUAACCUUAUUUGCUACAGUCCAAUUACCACCUAAGUCUUAAGACACGGGCUGCAUUCACACAGGCAAACCAAUUCUGAUUUUUUCAAUAUCUUUUUCAGAGAUUAUUUGAAUAGUAAAAAAAAAAACAGGGCCACGUUCAGAUGCAAAAAUAUUCAACUUUGCAAACAGAGAUUCCAUUAAUAUAGCCAACAUAACGUGCUAUUCUAAAUAGAGGCAUGUUUGGGGAAUCGGAGACGUUCUUCCACAUAGCAUAUUUCUAUUCUAACAUUUCUGAACGUUGCGUUCAACUAAACGUGCCAUAAAAUGAACUGCCUGUGUAAAUCCGGUCAUACUUAAUAGCCUACCUAUUUACCACUUUUAUCUUAAAUUGAAACAGAACUAUCGCAAACCUCUGACAAAAAAAUUGAAGGAACUUCAUUAUCUUGCUCAGUUCGAAGUUGAAAGCAAUAGUAAAGUUGUUUUGAAUGUUAUACUGACAAGACUUUCUUGUUAAGGAAGUGACGAACGUAUGAAGAUGUUUCUAAACUGACAGUUGCUUAAUUUACUUGCAUUUGUCGGUAGGUAAAAAAAAUGCAUUCCGAUUUAUCUAACCAUGUUCAAUUUGUUCCCUUAAUCUCCAUCGAAUAAGCAGAAUGAUUGUGCACUGAGACUUAUAGGCCUCGAGACAAUUGAGCUUAGACUGCAACUACUACAAGGUUAUGAGACGUUGUGGUGUUGCAAAUAUUCCAUAAUUGCGGUCGAAGCUAAAGUCAAUCUUACAGCGGGUUCAUUAUAUUACCAAUCACUGUAAAUGUUUUAAUUGCAGUUGAAAAUGGUCUUUAAGAGCUGCAGUGCCAAUAGCCCGCUUUCAGAUUGACUCCAAACGUGUCUUUGAAUAUGGCAUUUCCACUAAAGGGACCGCUCAUAUUUACACUACUUACAUUGCCUUAAUGUUGUUAUGAGUUUCUGCUUGAGCGGAUGUUUAUACACUCCAGGUGGAAUAUAAUAGAGGCCAUGUAAUAUUUUGCCAGAAGUAUGAAAUGAAAUGGUGCCUAAUAAAAAAUGUGUGUUAUCUAAUAGGUGAAUAACACCACUCCUCAAUAAACUAAAUUACGUGAGAAUUGUGCAUAUCUCUGUAUUCUGUCACUAUUGUCUGUAUCUGUCUAUAUCUCUAUUUUCUGUCGUUUUCUGGGUGCCUAUUCCACGUAUUCUUUCUUGCCAAAUGAAAGUCAGAGCCACCAUGCAUUUCUACUACAAAAAUCCAUUUAAUUUCUUAUAUCAAAAAGAACCGAAAACAACAGAAUGACAAAAUUCCAUGUAUGGGGUUUUGUUUUGCUGAAGUUUUCCUGUUGAAAUUUAAACAGAUUACCUAAUUUACAUUGUUCAAAUAGAACUAACAGCGCAGACAUUUUAUUAAAAUCCAAUUUAUGAUGAAAACUGUUAAUAACAAGUAAUGGAUACACCAGAUUUGUUUCGUAUUUGGGUUUGUAUGUGUGUCAUGAGUUCCAUGCUGUGUAAUCUGUAAUAUAGUAUGGAUAGGAUUGCAAAGACUCAGCAACUGGACAAAGACUUCAAGGUUUUCCAGAAAAAACUUUUCAUUCUUUUGACAAAGUUACCGCAACUUUGCGACCUUAAGUAUGGCAAAUAUGGCUGAUUAUCUCCAAUUGGUUAAAAGCAGCAUGGCCAGCAGAGUGUGAUUGGCUGAGGCUGGACCAAUGACAGGUAGGCAGACAAGGGCUAGCUGGCUGACAGAGAUGGUUAGACAAACAGAAAGACAUACGACUAGCUCGCGUUAGCAGCAAGGCAGAGAGGGAAUCAGAAGGGAUACUCCAUUCAGGAGGCUAGCCUCUUACAAUAGGCAUAAAAAGAAAUUACAUAAGCAUGACGCACUGUAAUUAUUACACACAUUAAAAACAAAACAUAAAAACAUGCAACCUUGUUUUAAAAUGUCCACGGAAGUACCAUGAAACAACUGGCUCUCUGACCUCUCCUGAAAGAACAUUUAAGUGUGUAUGUUUACAAUCAUUGACACAGACAAAAGCCUCGUCUGCUUGGUGUGUUUACAGAGGCUUGCCUGGUG